Adineta steineri is the source of this 3444-nucleotide messenger RNA. The record is from the annotation of a GenBank genome assembly. NCBI's taxonomy places the organism in Eukaryota, Metazoa, Rotifera, Eurotatoria, Adinetida, Adinetidae.
AUGCGUAUUGUCGAUAUCGAACUUCCAUUAAACCCCAAGAUGAAACAGGGUCAUUUGAAACUGUUAUUGUGUCUUCUACUGGCAGCUAGUGCCACUGGACAAUGGAACACCGCUGGACAACAAGGUGGUCCACAACCAUUAGGUUUGGGACAAUCAACAUCUUACGGUGGAUCUUCAUAUGGUGAAGCUACUAAAUCUGUUGCACCAGCAUCUUAUGGUGGAUCUUCAUAUGGUGAAGCUGCUAAAUCAGUCGGACCAGCACCUUAUGGUGGUGGUGACAGUUAUGGUGGAUUACCACAUGGUCCAGCUACUAAAACUUUUGGACCAAAAUCAUACGGUAACGGUGGCAUUUAUGGUGGAUCAUCACAUGGUGAAGCUGCUAAAUCUGUUGGAUCAGGAUCUUAUGGUGGAUCAUCAUACGGUCAAGCUGCUAAAUCUGUUGCACCAGCAUCUUAUGGUGGAUCAUCAUAUGGCAGUGUUGCCAAAUCUGCUGGAUCAUCAUCUUACGGUAACAGUGGUAGUUAUGGUGCAUCUUAUGACGCUGUACCAACUGGCGCACCAUACGGUAUUCAAUCAACAGGCGAAUAUACCGCCUAUUAUCCAGAACAACUUGAUUUAUCUAAUUGCGGACCAACAACAACACAAAACCCAUGUACACUUGAUGGCCCACAAUACUUUCCAUUACCUGGCUAUCCACAAUGUUACAUUCAAUGCGCACUUGAUAUUAUGUAUGUCAAACCUUGCCCACACGUUCUUGUAUGGAACCCACGCAUCAAUGUUUGCGAUUGGCCAACAGUUGCUGAAUAUCCAGCUUAUGAUAACAACUAUGGUUCAUCAUCCUAUGGUGCCGCUAGUACCAACUAUGAAAGUGGCCCAUCUAAUUCAUACGGACGAAAAAAACGUUCAACAAGUGAACGUAAGAAACGCUUUUUCCCAGGUGGUUUUGGUGGAGGCAGACCAAUUAGUAUGGAAGUACCUGUCGGUCCACCUCUUCCAGGCCUUAUUCCAUUACCAGGUCUUCCUGGCCCUAUUGGUGUUCCAGGUCCACUUAUUCCACCACCAUUCUUUGGACCACCAUUUGGACCCAUUCCACCACCAUUCAUUCCUCCAUUUCUUCCUCCAAUAGGACCAAUACCAUCACCAAUACUUCCACCACCACUUAUUCCACCAUUUCUUCCUCCAUUUGUUCCACCUAUGCCAGUACCACUUGGCGGACCAUUACUUCCACCUCUUCCAAUGAGCAUUCCAGCUACAUUCAUUCCUGGCCCACCACCAAUUUUUGGUAACCCACUCUUCGGACCAUUUGGCGGACCAGGUGGACCAUUAGGCGGACCAUUUGGUGGACCAUUCGGUGGAUUAGGCGGACCUUUUGGUGGACCAUUAGGCGGAUUUGGCGGACCAUUAGAACCUUUUGGUGGACCUUUUGGACCUUUCGAUGGACCUUUCGGCGGUUUCGGCGGUGAAGAAUUCUUCGAUGAUCCAUUUGAUUCUGAUUUUGGUUUCGGUGGCGGCUUCCCAUUUGGCGAUGAAUUCUAUGGUGGUCCCCCUGGCCCAUUCUUUGAACCAUUCCCAUUUCCAGGUGGUUACGAUAUUGGAUUUGGAGAAUCCGGUGAUUAUGGCUCGAGAGGUCAUCAUGGAAAAGGAGGUUACGUUACAAGAGCAACAAUUAUGACAAUGGUUAUAAGAGCAACAAUUAUGACAAUGGUUAUAAGAGCAAUAAUUAUGACAAUGGUUACAAGAGCAAUAAUUAUGACAGUGGUUAUAAGAGCAACAAUUAUGACAGUGGUUAUAAGAGCAAUAAUUAUGACAAUAGCUACAAGAGCAACAAUUAUGACAAUGGUUAUAAGAGCAAUAAUUAUGACAACAGCUACAAGAGCAAUAAUUAUGACAAUAGCUACAAGAGCAACAAUUAUGACAGUGGUUAUAAGAGCAAUAAUUAUGACAACAGCUACAAGAGCAAUAACUACGACAAUGAGCAAUAAUUAUGACAGUGGUUAUAAGAGCAAUAAUUACGACAAUGACUAUAAAAAGAAUAGUUAUGAUAAUGGCUACAAAAAAAAUAGUUAUGAUAAUGGCAUGAAAAAGAAUAGUUAUGAUAGUGGCUAUAAAAAAAAUAGUUAUGAUAACUCUUAUUCUUCAUAUAAUGAUGAUGAUGAUAAUAGUUAUUCAAAAUCAGACUAUAGCAAAAAUGGUGGUUUCAGUUAUCCAAGUCAUAAAUCCAAAGGUAGUAAAAGUUAUUCAUCAUCCAAUAGCGGUUAUGGCAAUAAUGAUUAUGCUGGAAAUUACUAUCGUAAAAAACGUCAAUAUGGUUUAAACGUUGAACAAGAAACAGAACGACACUUACCACAACAACUUGCAGUUGAAUAUUCACCAAUGACUUCAGUUCAACAAAAAGUCCGAUUAACAACAGAAUCACUCAUUCAACCAUCAAUCUGUGUUGGUAAAUCAAUUAAAACUAAUGUUCCACAUCCAACAGACUUAAAAAAAUACAUUUCAUGUUUAAAUGAAAAUAGUUAUAAAGUAAUGGAUUGUCCAUCAGGUCUCAUUUUUAAUGUUGAUAUCAAUCAAUGUGAAAAAACAACAAAUUCAGAAUCACUUUGUGAACGUGAUCAACCAUGUAUGAAUGAUGGUCAAUGUUAUCAAACAAGUCCAUCAUCAUAUAAAUGCACAUGUCGAGGUUCAUGGACAGGUGAACGUUGUGAAACACCUUUAUCAUCUUGUGCAUCCAAUCCAUGCGGUGAAAAUAGUGAAUGUCAUACAUUAGUUGCAAAUGAUUUCAAACAAGAUUAUGUUUGUGUUUGUGAUAGUAAAAAAUCAUACGGUUUAACUUGCGGACGAAAUACUGUACCAAAUCCAUGUAUCGCUGAACCAGAAGAUCGUGAACAAUACUAUCCAUUUGCAUACAGUGCUCAUGCUUACGUACAAUGUAAUGGUGAUCUCUUCUAUGUUCGACCAUGUGCAGGUGGUUUAUUCUGGAAUCAAGAAACUAAAAUCUGUGAUCGCGCUGAAGUAGCUCCAGCACGUCCAUUUCACGAACAAUCAGAAUCAUAUAAAAAUACCUAUGGUUCUCCACAAUCUAAAUUAAUGUUUACCCGACCACUUGUUAGUGCUGCUGAUCAAAGUGUCGAUACACAACAAGGUUAUCGUUAUCGAAACUAUAAUCCACAUAAAAUGGUUAACGAUCAAGGAACAUUCAAUCAAAUCAGUUCACGCAAAGAAAUGCCAAUGAAUUCAUUUUUUUCAGUACCAUUAGUAAUGAAACAAAAUCGUCGUUUACUCGCUCAACCACAAUAUACAACAAGAGAAGAACAACCAACUGAAUCUGAUCAAGAAACAAAUACAUUUGUUCAACCAACACCACAACGACCCACAUUCCGCUUUUUCCAUUCAUCACCAUCUCGAAUGGUCAAUAGCAUGAAUACACAAUCAUCUUAUAAAAAAUAG